UUUUCUUUUUUCAUCAUUUCGCGAGCAGUGAGAGUGCAAAAGGUGCGUGUGUGCUGCAGCAGCUCAGCGUAUUUCCCAGUUCGUUUUUUCGCUUUUUGUCCAGUAAUAAAUUUCCCGAAUCGCUGGAAAAGUGUUUCAAUCGGAAGUGCUAGACCGCAGUAGUGGAAUGAGCACGGCAAAGGCGUCAGCCGCGGUUCCCCCGAGUGCGGAAAUGUCGACAAAGCAGCAGCCAACGUCUUCGUCAGGGUCACAGUCCAAGGAACGUUCGUAUGGAAAAAUCGUUCUCACAUUGGAAAACUGCCUCCUACCGGAGUCGAAAUUUGAGCUGACGCCUUCCCUGGCCGAUGGACUGGAACGGGAAACAGAAAUUGACCUCCGGAUACUGGGCUGUGAGCUUAUUCAGACGGCCGGGAUCCUGCUGAAGCUGCCCCAGGUGGCGAUGGCAACCGGACAGGUACUGUUCCAGCGCUUCUUCUAUUCCAAGUCCUUUGUGCGGCACAGCAUGGAAGCGACGGCGAUGAGUUGCGUCUGUUUGGCGUCGAAGAUCGAGGAAGCGCCCCGGCGCAUCCGGGAUGUGAUCAAUGUGUUCCAUCACAUCAAACAGGUCCGAGGACAGAAACCGCUGGUGCCGAUGAUUUUGGACCAGCAUUACAUCAAUCUGAAAUCUCAGGUGAUCAAAGCAGAACGGCGGGUACUGAAGGAGCUUGGAUUUUGCGUUCACGUCAAGCAUCCGCACAAGUUGAUUGUGAUGUACCUGAAGUACUUGGAGCUGGAGAAACACCAGAACAUGAUGCAGAUGGCGUGGAAUUUCAUGAACGACUCAUUUCGGACGGACGUCUUUGUGCGGUAUCAGCCGGAAACGAUCGCGUGCGCAUGUAUCUACUUGACAGCCCGGAAACAAAACAUUCCACUGCCAAGCCAACCAGCAUGGUUUCUGAUAUUUCGCGUUAGCGAAGACGACAUGCUGGAUGUUUGUUAUCGAAUAAUGACACUUUACAAGCGGAAAAAGCCGAAUGCCGAAUCACUGGAGGAAGCGGUAGAUAGUCUGAAGAAAAAAUACCAGGAUCAAAAGAAGAAAGAUCGAUCGGAAACAAAUACACCUCCGACGGUCACUAUGGUGGACCGAAACAAUGGAUCGCACAACGCAUGGGGAGGUUUCUUCUCGCGUACCCUCCCCGUAACAGUCAGUAGCGAUAAUAAUGGAAACAACAACAACGACAAAGACGGCAAGAAAUCGCACUCUAAAUCAGGCUCACGGUCGCCUCGUUCUCGAUCUAGAUCCCGUUCACGAACAGCGUCCCGCUCCAGAUCACAUUCACCGUCACGAUCAUCGCACUCCAAAACUAGAUCGCGCUCGCGUACUGCUUCAAGAUCACGCUCGCGUUCCUCUGCUGCCGAACAGUCACCGUCUCACUACAACGAGAAGGGCGUAUCUCGUAAGCCUAAAAAGACACGGCACCGGUCGCGAACACCCUCCAAGCCAUCUGCCAAAAAGAAGUCCAAACAUUACUCGCGAUCCCGUUCAGCCACGCCCGAAUCACCACCGAAGUACAAAAAGAGUGCGAAAAAGUACGACCGCCGGCGAGACGAGCGCGACAAUCGGUACAUCAACGGUAGCGAACGGGAGCGUGUCUCGUCGAAGGGUGGUGAUCGCGAGCGGGAUCGGGACCGUAGUCGAGACUACCACCGGGAACGUCAUCGCGACAAAGGUGCUUACGAGCGAGAGGAAUACCGAAAGGAUCAUCGAAGCUCUCACAGCAUUAUGGAUAAACGGGACAAGUACAGUCGGCACGGGACCAGUGAUCGGCAUCGAUCGUCCAAGCAUGGGGAACGGGACCGCAGACGAUAAUUGCGAAACGACUCACACACACAUACAUAAACAGCAGCACCUAAGCUUACUGACUUUAGAAAUGCCAUUUUAGUCGUUUUCCAUCGUUUUAAUUAUUUUUUUAAUUAUUGUCAAUGUUUAAUUCCGAACAGGAAAGAAGCAAACAGUGAUCCGUUGUAAAUAGAACCAGAUGUUUACUCUAUUCUUGAUAUGAAAUUCAGCUACGAUUUAUUAGAUCUGCAUUGAAAGCUCAAUCGGAAGAGGGUAUAAAAAUCCUUGCGGCAGCAUGCGUUGCAAUGAAUUGUCGCGGGAUCAAGAGAGCAGAAAUUGGAAGUGAUAGCUGCGGUCCAGCUGGGAUGUGCCCGGUGCAGGCAAUUAGAACAAAAGAGUUGGCAGUGGUUUGUAAAUGAUUCUUCUCAAUUUACAUUGGAAGAUAACAAAAAGCAAAAUAUAAGCAAAACAACAAUA
Topomyia yanbarensis is the source of this 2296-nucleotide messenger RNA. Its product is annotated as cyclin-L1. The record is from RefSeq and is a predicted model, not a curated record. Gene Ontology annotation, biological process: regulation of transcription by RNA polymerase II. Gene Ontology annotation, cellular component: nucleus. The transcript has 4 exons. Bases 167 to 1849 code for a protein of 560 amino acids. NCBI's taxonomy places the organism in Eukaryota, Metazoa, Arthropoda, Insecta, Diptera, Culicidae. Gene Ontology annotation, molecular function: cyclin-dependent protein serine/threonine kinase regulator activity.